Molecule: messenger RNA, 4044 nt
Organism: Hypomesus transpacificus
Lineage: Eukaryota; Metazoa; Chordata; Actinopteri; Osmeriformes; Osmeridae
Gene: fgd
Product: faciogenital dysplasia
Exons: 19
Coding region: 106-2856 (916 amino acids)
Biological process (GO): cytoskeleton organization; filopodium assembly
Cellular component (GO): cytoplasm
Molecular function (GO): metal ion binding; guanyl-nucleotide exchange factor activity
Source: RefSeq, a predicted model, not a curated record
GGUCAUAGUCGAGUGAAACCGCUUCCCUACUGUUUGCAAUCCAGCCUUAGCGCCAGGAAGAGGGAGGUUUCUGCAAAGCAGGAGCAGGAUAAGAACUUCGUCAAAAUGCAGGGGGCUUCGACAACUGACCACCCUGCCUCCUCUCUGCAGUAUCAGUGUGGGUCUGUUGACUUCCUGUGUUCCCCGCGACUGGGGAAGAAGGCCACUCCCCCUAGACCAUGUCACGGCCGCCCUGUAGCCAAGCCCCGCCCCCAGCCCCAGACCACAACCAUUUCCAAGGCACCAGCAGCACAGAAACCCCAAGUUCCCCCUAAGCCCCCCCACCUGCUAGCCCUCGGACAAGACAAGAAGCCUAAAAGGAUUCCCCCGGCCCCCUCCAGACCACUGCCGGCACCCCCACCUCCGCCCAAACCCAAGCCGAGCCAGAGCCCCCCGGUUCUGGUCAUACAGAAAGAGGCCCAGAAAGUGGGGCUGCUCAUCGAAAGGUUUGAGAACUCCAGGGUUCCCAUCAUAGUUGUCCCUGUGAGGAACCAGCUUCACCUGUGUCUGAGCAUGGACGCCACUUCUGAGGCUACACCCCCCUCCGGCCCUGACCCCUCCACUCACGCCCCCUCGGAGCCAGCAGGAGCAAAAGACCCUGGGGAACGGUCACCUGCUGACAAACUGGCACUUGGCUCCUCAAAGCAGACUGAUGAGGUCACAGAGGUGACGGAACUCUCGCGCUUAGCCUCGUUACGCAUUGACAGCCCUGACGACGGUGCCCUUGACCACUGUACUAAGGGUAACAUCCACAACCACGCUGUCGGUAGCCAUGGCAAUGCGGAGCAGGAGGAUGGCUCUUCCUAUGAGCUCCAGGACAAUCAGGACUUGCAUUCCACUGAGCAGAAUGGGAAGAUUCCUAACCGGGACAGCGGCAUCGACAGCCCGUCAUGCACCGUCGAGGGGGAGGUGUUUCCCAACGAGGAUGCCAUUGAUGAGGAGGAUCGCUAUGACAGCGUCACAGAAACCGAGAGCGUGUCCUGCGUCACACUGGGCAACAAGCGUGACUCGACUCAGGACGAGGACAGUGACCUGGAUGAGGGGAGCAGUGGAGAGCCAGACGGAGGGGACAAGGCAGACACACUCACAGAGGCCAGCAAGUGCUCAGAAUCCCAGAAGCUGCUGAACAUCGCCAAAGAGCUUCUCCACACUGAGGAGGCCUACGUCAAGAGGCUCAACCUCCUGGACCAGGUAUUUUGCACUAAGCUCACUGAAGCUGGAAUCCCUCAGGACGUAAUAACUGGGAUCUUCUCCAACAUCUCCUCCAUAUACUGUUUCCAUGACAAGUUCUUGCUCCCCGAUCUCAAAACACGCAUCAUUGGAGAAUGGGACUCCAAACCUCGCAUUGGCGACAUCCUUCAGAAGCUGGCUCCGUUCAUGAAGAUGUAUGGAGAGUAUGUGAAGAACUUUGACCGUGCGAUGGACCUGGUAAACACCUGGACCCAGCGGUCGUCACAGUUCAAGAGUGUGGUCCAGAAUAUACAGAAGCAGGAGGUGUGUGGGAACCUCACCCUGCAGCACCACAUGUUGGAACCAGUCCAAAGGAUCCCACGCUACGAGCUCCUGCUCAAAGACUACCUGAAGAAGCUUCCAGAAGACGCCCUCGACAGGAAGGAUGCCGAGAAGGCCGUGGAGCUCAUCUCUACUGCAGCCAACCACUCCAACGCCGCCAUCAAGAAAAUGGAGAAGAUGCACAAACUGCUGGAGGUCUACGAGAGGCUUGGGGGAGAGGAGGACAUUGUGAACCCGGCCAACGAACUCAUAAAGGAGGGCCAUAUCAAGAAGAUGUCGGCCAAAAACGGGACAGCCCAGGACCGAUACCUUUACUUGUUCAACAACAUGCUUCUCUACUGUGUGCCCAAGCUGAGGCUCAUGGGACAGAAGUUCAGUGUGAGAGAGAGGAUAGACAUCGCUGGCAUGGAGGUGCAGGGGAUCGCAAAGCAGAACCUCCUUCACACCUUCGCCAUUAUUGGGAAACAGCGCUCUCUGGAGCUUCAGGCUAGGGCAGCGGAGGAGAAAGAAGACUGGAUCCAGGUGAUCCUGGCCACCAUCGAGAGGCACAAGCAAAACAGCGAGACGUUCAAUAAAGCUUUCAAUAGCUCCUUCUCCCGUGAGGAUGACCAUCCGCCUGAUUCACCGGGCCCCUGGAUUAACGCCUCCAUAGACUCAGACAGUGAGAGGCUGCAUGAGCGGAAGAGUUCCAAAAAGAAGGAGAAAGAGAAGACCACAUGUAAGGGCUGCAACGAGAGCUUCAACUUCACCAAGCGCAAACACCACUGCAAAUCCUGUGGAGCGGCCAUCUGUGCGAAGUGUUCAAAGACCUUAGAGAACAAGACCUGUCGAGUGUGUCCAGAGUGCUUUGAGGCCAGCCAGGGUCUGGAGGGGCCAGCAGCGCCCCCAGCUGAGCAGAAGAGGAAAGCUGCUGCUGAGAGGCAGGUCUCUCUGACGGGGGACAACUGUCUGCUGUGUAGCUACCUGCAGGUGCAGGAGAAGGGGAAGAGCUGGACCAAGACCUGGGUGGCUGUCUGCAAGACGGAGCCCAUGGUGCUCUACCUGCAGAGCAACGGGCAGGAUUCUUGUGGGGCACGUGCAGUUCCCCUGCCAGGGUUUGAGGUGAGCACUGCCCCACUGCCAGCAACAGAAAAAUCUGAAUUGAAACACACCUUCCGGCUGAGCCACUCCCAGCAGGCUCUGCUGUUUGGAGCCCAGGAUGCAGAGCUCCAGGCCAAGUGGGUGGAGGUUCUCUCCAGGGCUGCCCGCGGGGAAAUGCCCACAGACGCAUCUGUCAGCCUGACUGAGAACCGAAAGAGCCAAUAGGAUCAUCCCCACUGAGGCCCAGGGCCCUCCUCCUCCUACUUAUUGCCCUUCCCCUUUUCCUGUGUACAGAGCACAAGUUACUUGAAUUCACUUUACCAUGGCACUUUUUGUUUUUAUUUUUCUCUCAAAAGGGGCCACUCAUUCCCUACCAUGUCACUUCACUCAUACACUCCCACCCAUAUAUACGUCUUUCUUUCGGAUUCUCUCUCUCUCUCACACACACACACACACUCUAUCUCACUUUAUCUUUCUCUCUCUCUCCAUCUCUCUCUUUCAUACAUUCACUUAAAUACCUGUGCCGGCAACUUCACCUCUGUUGUAUGUGCGGUUCUGUUUGAACUUUCUCAGUGUUCUCCAUGGUCUGAGAAAAGCAAAGGACUCUUUGAUUGAACAUGAUUGUAUUAUUGCUGAAGGCGUUUUAUAAGAUGGCCCCUGUAUGAUUUUAUAAGAUGAAGUACCUUGUACAUUGUGACUGUGUUGUGAAGCAUUAACUCCUGUCUGUCUGUCUGUCUUUCUGGACUGGCUGUGUGUUGCUCCUGUGUUUUAUUCAGUAUUGAAUGUUAGAGUAAGAGCCCCGGGCCAGACUGCACCUCUCCAGCCUCCCUCCCUGGGGACAGAACCAGUGGGGAUUGUACAGUAUGUAAACUAUAGUGUGUCGUUAGCAAAGCAGAGCAAAAAAGCCUUUUUAACUUAAGAGAUGUGAACGCUUGUGGCUGGCCACCUGAUGCUCCUAUUAUCAACUCAUUUCAAACUCACCUCCACCACCCCCACCCCUGUCCCCCCACCCCUCUCCCCCCACACACAUGCAUCAAGUACCUCCUACCAGACCCCAGUCCUGUCAUCUUAAACCGCUCAUCUGACUGGACCAGGGGCCCAUGGUGGGAUCUCCACCGAGAUUUGAUGUCCACCAUCAGAGGAUACUGUUUCCUGAAAGACUCCUCACCUGCUUUGUCAUGUGAUAGAAACCAUAGCAAAGAUACAAGUACUGUAAGACAUUCCUGCUCCCCUACUCUGUACCCUGCUAUCCUUUUGCACCAGCUUCAACAAACCAAGGUGGAUGGAUCUCUAUGUGCAUGUAAACCCACUUAUAUUUAUGUAGCGUGCUCUGAAGCCCUGCCCACCCCACCUCCCUCCAGAGAGGCAUCUGUGUCGUCCUGGAAGUGAACAGGCUCAGUAUUGCGUGUGUUA